Cucurbita pepo subsp. pepo (vegetable marrow) is the source of this 2584-nucleotide messenger RNA. RefSeq names its product G-type lectin S-receptor-like serine/threonine-protein kinase LECRK1. Gene Ontology annotation, molecular function: protein serine/threonine kinase activity; ATP binding. The record is from RefSeq and is a predicted model, not a curated record. Gene Ontology annotation, biological process: protein phosphorylation. Lineage: Eukaryota; Viridiplantae; Streptophyta; Magnoliopsida; Cucurbitales; Cucurbitaceae.
CAGUUUUUUAAUUUUAAAAUUGAAAAAAAAAAAAAAAAUCAGAAUUUCACUAGACCUGACGUUGCAGCUUUGGCACGGAAUGAGUCAAGCUUCAAAGUCAAGCUCUGUUUCCAUUGCUCAAAACUCCAAGCUUUUGAUCUGUUUCCAUUGAUCAUCUCUCUUAUUAUCUUUCUUCACCUUGUAAGCUUCUUUCAUGGCUUCUCUGAUUCCCCAUCUUUUUCUCUUGUUAAUGCCUUUCCUUGUGAAUGCUCAAAGUAAUAGCAUAAUAAACACUGGUAGCUUUCUCAUAGCUGGUGAUGUUUCUACUUCUCCAUGGCUUUCUCCUUCGAAGGAUUUCGCGUUCGGUUUUCGAGAACUUGAAAACGGUCUCUUUCUGUUGUGUAUUUGGUACAACAAAUUACCUGAAAAGACUGUUGUUUGGUUUGCCAGACAUGACCAAAAUCCAGCCCCAAGAGGCUCAAAGGUUGAGCUAACUGCUUUAGAUGGCUUAUUGCUUCGCGAAUCCCGAGGUGGAACUUCGAAACUGAUCGGCCUUGUUUCGGGGACAGUUGCCUCUGCUGUGAUGAAUGAUACAGGUAAUUUGAUGCUUAAAGAUUCAGACUCCAUGCUGUUAUGGGAGAGCUUUAAACAACCAACAGACACCUUGCUUCCUACACAAAAGAUGGAGAUAAAUGACAUACUUUCUUCAUACAAAUCAUAUCAGAAUUACUCAUUGGGAAAGUUUCAUUUUCAAUUGUGGAAAGGCAAUGCAGUGCUCAAUAUCAGAAACUUGCCCACUGGCAAUAUGUAUGAAUCGUACGAUACGAUACGAGCCACUAAUGGAUACGAAAUUGUUUUUGACAAGGAUGGUGUCUUGUAUAUAAUGCAAAGAGAUGGAAACAGGGUUAAUAUCAGUGAACCAGAAGGAGAUUACCCAGCUGAUAUUCAUUACUACAAAGUGACAAUCAAUUUUGAUGGUGUUCUAACAGUGAGUCACUAUCCAAAGAAUCCCACCACCAGUUCAAAUGCAGCCUGGAAGGACUUCAAGAAGAUGCCUGAUAAUAUAUGCAUGGCUAUGAGGGGAGAGUUGAGCUCUGGAAUCUGUGGAUAUAAUAGUAUAUGCACAUUAAAUGAUGAUCAAAGGCCAAGAUGCAAGUGCCCAACUGGUUAUUCUUUUAUGGACCUGAAUGAUACCUACAGCAACUGUGUGGCAAAUAUCCCACAAAUAUGUGAAGAAGGUGCACAAAAUUCUACUGAUGAUCUAUAUAGUUUACAAGAACUUCCCAAUACUGAUUGGCCAAUGCUUGAUUAUGAGAGGUACAAUCCUUUUAGUGCUGAAGAGUGCAAGAAAGCUUGCUUGCUUGACUGCCUCUGUGUGGUGGCUGUGUAUAGAGACAAUACCUGUUGGAAGAAGAAGCUACCACUAUCAAAUGGGAGGGAAGAUAGCAAGGAAAUAUCUGUUUCUUUUCUAAAAUUAAGAAGAAAUACUAGUUCCACUGGGAAAACCCAAGAUGGGUUUCCAAUACCUGAAGGAAAGAAGAAUCAGCAAACAUUAAUUGUUGUGAUUUCUGUGUUGCUAGGUUGCUCUCUGUUUGUCAUUCUCAUCCUGGCUAGUAUGAUAUGUUGGGGUUUCAUCUCCUGCAAUAAAAAGAAGCUUGCAGCAGGUAAUAUUCUACCAAGUGAAAGCUUUGAAAGUAACAAUCUAUGUCAGUUUACAUAUAAAGAACUUAGCGAAGCUACAAAUGGAUUCAAGGAAGAACUAGGAAGAGGAUCUUGUGGCAUUGUUUACAAAGGGAGGAUUAAAACUGGUGUUGUUGCUGUGAAGCAAUUGGACAGAGUGUUUGAAGAUAGUGAGAAAGAAUUCAGGACAGAAGUGAAUGUGAUUGGGCAAACACACCACAAGAAUCUCGUUCGACUACUCGGGUAUUGCAACGAGGGGAGAUACCACAUUCUAGUUUAUGAAUUCAUGAGCAAUGGGACUCUAGCAGACCUCCUUUUUGGUGAUGGGAAGCCAAGUUGGAACCUCAGAACCCAAAUAGCCUAUGGAAUUGCCAGAGGACUAAUGUACCUGCACGAGGAAUGCGAUAAGCAAAUCAUCCAUUGUGAUAUAAAGCCUCAAAAUGUACUUCUUGAUGAACACUACAAUGCCAAGAUUGCUGAUUUUGGGCUGGCAAAGCUAUUGAAAAUGGAUCAAAGCAGAACAGAAACAGGGAUUAGAGGGACUAAAGGGUAUGUUGCUCCAGAUUGGUUCAGGUCAGCUCAAGUGACAGCCAAGGUUGAUGUGUAUAGUUUUGGUGUGCAACUGCUGGAAAUCAUAUGUUGCAGAAGGAACGGAGAUAUGAAUGAUUUUGAAGGAGGACAAGAACUAUUAGUUGAUUGGGCCUAUGACUGUUUCCAACAAGGAAGAUUAGACGUUCUAGUUGAGGAAGAUUUGGAAGCCAUGGACGACAUGAGGAGGUUGGAAACGUUUGUGAUGGUUGCAAUCUGGUGCCUACAAGAGGAUCCAUCACAAAGACCAACAAUGAAAAGGGUAACGUGGAUGCUUGAAGGCAUAGCUCCUGUUUCUGUUCCUCCAAAUCCCAACCCAUUUACCUCCAAUUGCUAA